This is a messenger RNA of Meriones unguiculatus (Mongolian gerbil), 2596 nucleotides long. RefSeq names its product zinc finger protein 554 (gene Znf554). The coding region runs from base 801 to 2159 and encodes 452 amino acids. Gene Ontology annotation, biological process: regulation of DNA-templated transcription. The record is from RefSeq and is a predicted model, not a curated record. The transcript has 5 exons. Lineage: Eukaryota; Metazoa; Chordata; Mammalia; Rodentia; Muridae.
CAACUACAGAAAGAAACUCCGCCUAGAGAGGGUGGGGGUAGAGAGGGAUUUAAACAAUGAAAAGAAAGAAAAACGGAGAGGCCUAAACAUUUUACGGAGAGGCCUAAACAUUUGUUUGCCGAAGAACAGCGAGCAAUAGGGAAGAGUUGGAAGUAAAGUCACUCCUAUCCAAUAAAGCGAGACUCCUUCACUUCUCCCGAAUGACAGGCCAGCGCCACCUCAGAAGCUGGGGAAGUGUUGACGUUUCGCUGACGACGUGCAGCUGAGAGAGGAGUGAGCAGCCGUAGUCCUGUCUUAUUGUAGCUGCUGAUGCCGGGUGACUAUCACUCAGGUGGUUUAAACUUGCCGUGGCUGGGCUGGCUGUCCUCACAGCUGUGAGGCGGGAGGACCACACAGCGCACAAUGAGCAUCGGUCUGUGUGUGCCAGAGGCCCUGUGCCCAGAACGAAGGGGCAGUGCCUGCUGAGGGCAGGAAAAGCGCAGGGACGACGCUGCAGUCCAGGCGCAAGUUCCACCGCAAUGCCGGACCCCGCAGUCCCCACAGAUCCGUGCGUGAGGGGGAAGCAGGGCUGGGAGCCUCUGUGCUGAGAAACUCAGGGUCCUAAGGGAGAUGCUCCUGUCACUCAGACCGCAAUAGCCAAUCAGCGCCUCCAGUCAGAAAGGGGGGCACUUCCGGUCCGCCAUACUCAACGCUCGGCGAAGGGACCGAGGGAGGCUGAGAUAUUCUGGAGAGCCGCGCGGCGAGCCGCUGCCGGGAGCCGAGGAGAGCGGAGUCCGCGCCAUGGUGCCAUUUCUCUUGCAAUGCCAUAUGGAAUUCAGUGGGCCCAGAAAUUAGAGGAUGCAGUAUCCUAUGAGGAUGUACAUGUGAACUUCUCUCAGGAAGAAUGGGCUUUGCUGGAUCCUUCCCAGAAGAGUCUCUACAAAGAUGUGAUGCUGGAGACUUACUGGAACCUCACUGCUAUAAGCCACAAAUUGGAAGACUACAAUAUUGAAGAACAUUGUCAAAGUUCUAGAAGACUUGAAAGGUUUAACAGUCACUCCGGAUACAAGCCUUGUGAGGAUAAGGAGUAUGGAAAGAAGCAAAGUACCUUUGUAUGUAAAAGUUCUUUUCAGAUAUAUAAAAGAAUCCACACUGAAGAAAAACCCUAUGAAUGUAAUCAUUGUGGUAAAGCCUUUGCAAAUUUCCGUAGUCUUCGAAAACAUGAAAAUAAUCAUACUAGAGAAAAACCCUAUGAAUGUAAUCAAUGUGGUAAAGCCUUUCCAAGUUACAGUAAUCUUCAAAUACACACAAGAACUCACACAGGAGAGAAACCCUACCACUGCAGUGAAUGUGGUAAAGCCUUUGCACGUCACAGUAAUCUUGAUAUACACAAAAGAACCCAUACGGGAGAGAAACCCUAUGAUUGCAAUGAAUGUGGUAAAGCCUUUGCAUAUCUCAGUAAUCUUAAAACACAUGAGAGAAAACAUACUGGGGAGAAACCCUUUGAGUGUGCUCAGUGUGGUAAUGCCUAUGCAAGUCGUAGUAGUCUUCAAAAUCAUGAGAAAAAUCAUACUGGAGAAAAACUUUAUGGAUGUAAUCACUGUGAUAAAGCCUUUGUACAUCGCAGUAGUCUUGAAAUACAUGAAAGAACUCACACUGGAGAGAAACCUUUUGGAUGUAAUCAAUGUGAUAAAGCCUUUUCACGUCGCAAUCUUCUUCAAAUACAUGAAAGAAGUCAUAGUGGAGAGAAACCUUAUGAAUGUAGUCAGUGUGGUAAAGCAUUUGCGAGUAGUAGUAGUCUUCGAAAUCAUGAAAAACAUCAUACUGGGGAGAAACCCUAUGGAUGUAAUCAAUGCAGUAAAGCCUUUGAAUUAAAAUGUGAUCUUCAAAUACAUCAACGAAUUCAUACUGGGGAGAAACCCUAUGCAUGUAAUCAAUGUGGUAAAGCCUUUGCACGUCGUCGUUAUCUUCGAAAUCAUGAAAAACAUCAUUCUCUUGAGAAACUCUAUGAGUGUAAUCAAUGUGGUAAAGCCUUUGCAAUUCACAGUCAUCUUCAAAAACACAAAAUAACUCACACUGGAGAAAGACCAUAUGAAUGUACUCACUGUGGUAAAGCCUUUGCAUAUUGCAGUAAUCUUUAUAGACAUGAAAAAAUUCACAGUAAAGAAAAACUGUAUUAAUGUACUCACUGUGGUAAAGCCUUUGUAUAUUAUACUAGUCUUCAUAAUCAAAAAAUGAUGUACUGUUGAAAACCCUAUGUAUGUAAUUGAUACAGUAAAAUUUUGGCAUGGCGGUGUAAUAGUCAAACACAUCAAGAACUCGUAUGAGUGAGAAACCCUAUGAAUGUAAUCAAUAUGAUGAUGCCUCUGCAUGUUACAGUAUUCAAAGGCAGGAAAGAAUUUCUACUGGAGAGAAACACCAUAAAUCUAAUAAACUCAGUAAGGCCUUGCAUUCUAAGCACAUUUCUUUUCACUGAGCCAUCUCACUGUUGCUCAUGUAAGAUCAUUAGAACCAUUUCUUUAUUAAAAUAUUGUUUUCAAAGUGUAUGCAAAUUGUCAUCUUAAGGCUAGAGGGACACAGAAUAAUUUGUGUAAUAAAACCUAUUUGCAAAUGAAAA